Messenger RNA from Vigna angularis (adzuki bean), 706 nucleotides. RefSeq names its product methionine aminopeptidase 2B. Bases 150 to 659 code for a protein of 169 amino acids. NCBI's taxonomy places the organism in Eukaryota, Viridiplantae, Streptophyta, Magnoliopsida, Fabales, Fabaceae. The record is from RefSeq and is a predicted model, not a curated record. The transcript has 8 exons.
UCUGGCUGUCAAUCUCGUCUUCGAACUCACGGGUUGCUAACCUAUGGAGAACUACAUCAGAGGAGAAGAGAGAACUGGAGCGCCUGCAGAAACCAAUAUAUAAUUCAGUUCGUCGAGCAGCAGAAGUUCAUCGUCAGGUUCGCAAAUAUAUGAAAGGCAUUUUAAAGCCUGGAAUGUUAAUGACCGACAUAUGUGAAACAUUGGAGAACACUGUCCGUAAGCUAAUAUCAGAGGAUGGCCUUCAAGCUGGCAUUGCAUUCCCCACAGGAUGCUCUUUAAACUGGGUUGCUGCUCACUGGACCCCAAAUUCAGGGGACAAGACUAUACUUCAGUAUGAUGAUGUGAUGAAACUGGAUUUUGGCACCCAUGUUGAUGGAUAUAUAGUUGAUUGUGCUUUUACUGUGGCAUUCAACCCUAUGUUUGAUCCAUUGCUUGAAGCCUCUCGUGAAGCAACUAAUACAGGUAUUAAGGAAGCUGGAAUCGAUGUGCGCCUUUGUGACAUUAGUGCCGCUAUACAAGAGGUCAUGGAAUCUUAUGAGGUUGAGAUUAACGGAAAGGUGUAUCAAGUGAAGAGUAUACGGAAUUUGAAUGGGCAUAGCAUUGGUCGCUACCAAAUCCAUGCUGGAAAAUCUGUUCCCAUUGUGAAAGGCGGGGAGUAGACAAAGAUGGAAGAGGGUGAAUUUUUUGCUAUUGAAACCUUCGCAUC